AUGCGCGGCUUGUAUUCCAAACUCGGUGCUGGACUUUCCAUUGGACUUCUGAUCUUGGGAUGGUUUGUGUUCGUUGUAUUGACGCCGACAGAAGAGGCAACAACUCACAAGAGAGAAGGCCAGUGUGACCGCUUGAAAGGUCUCAAUCGUUCGCAAGCAUCGUGUCAUCUGUUUGGCGGCUGUCAUGGUUACUGCUCGGACAAUCCAUGCCAGUGCACGUCUCAAUGCAACAACUUCGGUAACUGUUGCGGAGAUUUCGUGGAAUUCUGCAUGAAUGAAUCGCAUGUCGAUUAUGAGUUGGCAAAGCUUGAGGAAAAGCUGCAGGAGAUGGAGCAUGGCAAGGGCAUUGUCGGGCGUGAAUGGAUCUUGAGCUUGGUAAUGUUUUUCUUCGUGUUGACGAUGAUGGCCCUGCUGUAUUUCGCACAUUCGCAGAACAAGCACAUGCAAAAUGCAGUGUACGAGCUGACGUGCACCACCGUUUCCAUUUUCGCUACGAAUACUGUUACGGUGGCUGUGCAUGGUGUGUUAAUUGAGCAGUUGUGGAUGGGAAAGUACCCUGGAUUAAACCAAAAAGCAGGUCCAAUUGUGCAGGCCAAGAUAUAUGGCAUUUUGUCCAUCCUAUGCUUCCUCGGAUCCAACUGGAUUAUUUACAGGUUCAGGGAGAAGGAGCAUGAGUAUACCGCGCUGGGCCAGCUAUCGAGCCAUAUGACUGGCUUCACUCUAAUACAAGCCAUCGGCAGGUUGCAGUGGAGCGUCAGGGAAGAUGGAUGGAAAUGUUGUCUUGUUCUACCAUGGACAGCGAUCCUUUUGAGAGGUAUGCUGUUUGUCGGUGAGCGGUUGCGUGCACAGUGUGUUGGGGACGAGGAAGUGUAUUGGGAGUACCAAGCAGGCGAUGAUGAGUGGCAUAAAUUUCCCGAUGCAACGAGUCGCCAGCUUGAAUCUCGUUUCAUUUCCAUGGACUCUUCGGACUCUGAGUCGGAGGUGGUCUUCCCUGCGGAUCCGCGACAGAAAGUGGAGGUGUCUUUGCCAAAUGCAAAUGCAAUCUGCGAAUCCCCGCAUGGAGAAAUGUUCCCGGAAGGCGACGGCAGUGAUCUCAGCUGCGCGGCCUGGAAAGUACGCAGAGAAUGCCCUUGGCUCGAUUUCGCAAGGGAGAUAUUUAUUGAGGGUGCAGCUCUGGUGAUGGGUUUCUUGGUGAUGCAGACCAUUCUCCUGUUUCACACGGGAUACUUGCAUUCUGUGGAGGGCCUCCUGCAGAAGCCGAAAGAUUGGGACUGGGUGCUCACUGGCAAGGUCCUGGGCUGGAGUCUGGUUUUCGGCUCCUUUGUCCCUGUGGUGGCUGCAAGCUCUGCCUGGAUCCCGGCUCGUUUCCUUCCUGACGCAGAACUUCUCCGGGAGUCAUGUUCUUCUGCACUUGCCUGGUGUCUCGUCCGCGGGGCUGCAUUGUUUGUCAGGCCGCAUUGUUCCAUCAUGGACACAUACAUCGUGGUGGCCUUCCCGCUGACCUGGCUAGCGUUUGUCGUAACAGGCUUUGUCUAUUGUAGCAUCCCUUCAGGGGAUACAAAGUCCACAAUGGUUCCCCACAGCAUUGCCAAUGCUUUCGGGAUUGUCGUCGGCUUGGCCUGGGACAAAGCGUUCGAAUCCCUUGCUGUCCACAUGACCUCGGGCUGGUACGGCCACUACGUGGUCUCAAAAGUCUGUCUGGCGGGAGCUGUCAUUUUGACAAUCCUUCCAGGUUGGUAUUGGCAAUCUCUGCUCGUGACGUGGAGUUCUGGUGAGUGGGUGCAGAUGUGUACGUGGCGGGAUCUAACCGAGGACCAACUCCAGCUUGCGGCGAAGCUCAAAGCCGAAGCCAACUUCAGGCAGCUGCUCAAUGUGCUGGCUGACCAUGUGCUGUUCUUCAGUCGACUUAGGCCUCGCCGAGCUCCAGCCUCGAAGCUGCGCGCGGAGGUCUUUGCCUGGUUCUCGGAGCUCUCGGUCGAGGAGCGGCUCUCCGUGCUUACCUGCCAUGAUGCAGGGUGGGUGCGCACGGUGCUCAAGAUGUGCCGGCUUCGAGGAUGGCAGCCACGGUGGGAGGGGCACUUCAAGGUGGCGCCGAAGCCAGCACCCCCCGCAGGCCGCGUGUCCAAGGCUAGUGCCUCCGGGACCGUACGACGCAACGAGGUGGGUCAGCUUGGGACAGCAUGGUUCUUCACGAAAUCGCAGCACAAGUUCCUCGAGAUCCGAACGUCCAUUACCGACGCCCCCACAGGCUGCCGGAUGGCGUUGGGAUCUCAGCAGCUGAGGGUCUUGGUGCCCACAGUGAUUUUUCUACGUUCGUUGGCCGCCUCAAGGAGUGCCGCCUCUGCGACGCUGCUGGCCGGACUGCGCGUUGCCUUUCAGGGAUGCUGCUGUGCAUCCAUGGCCUUUGACUGGGGCGUCAUCAUGCCCUCACCCGCGACCGUCACAGACUGUGAGGCUUUCUUCUCGUUGCUGGACGAUGUCUCCCUUGGGAGGUUUCUGCGAGAGAAGGAGGAGAACCCCAAAACGGGCGCCACCGGAUGGCCUGAGGCGCCGUGGCUGCGCCAGUGGGCCACCCAUGCGCCGCUCAGCGCUUACCUGGGCUCCCGCCUCGAAGUGCUUCUCCUGCAAGGCUACGCCUCGCGAAUGCAGGCAGAGCCGAGCCUGCCGCUGGCAGAGGUUUGGGCUUCGAUGCCGCCGGCGCACCGCCAGCAGACCAUGACACGGCUGGGUCGCUCGCUCCUGAGGCGUCUCUUCUCAGAGACCCAUCAGGCGAUGACCUCCGGAGGUGAAGAGGACGUGGCACCGCGAAGCCUGGCGACGUUGCUGAGCGACGUGGGCCCCGAGGACCUGAGCGGCCCCUUUCGCGAAGAUCAGGGGCUUACGGCCGCAGCGGCGAGAUCACCAUUAGAGCUGGUGGCUGCGGUUUCGACUUCGUCCCUACGCUUCGCUGCAGAAGCGGCCGAGUUGACGAGCAGUGAGGUGCUGCUUGCUUCGCCCCGCCUUUGGCUGCACCAGCAGUUUGCGGAGGAAUUGGCCAUCGUGUGCUCGGAGUACUCGGCUGCUGCGCUGCUGGUGAACCCUCCGCAGGAGGAGCCAAGGCGCCUUUCCAAGAAGCAGAAGCAGAAGCUGCGCCGGAGGAAGGCUGAAGAAGCCUCGCAGGCAGCGGCCGAGGCAAAGACGGAGGCGCCCAAGACUCCGCCUCGGCCUGCCUCAGAGGACCCUCUGCGGUUUGUUGGUGGUACCUGCCCCGGCAUCAGCGAAGAUGUCGCCAGUAUCAGGUCUGACAGGAGCUGCGGCCCUGCGACGACAAGGUCGGAUUCCGUCAACUCGCUGCGUGACUUUGGCAUGGGGCUUGUCACUACAUCGGUUGCAGUCAUGGCCUGGGCUCCUCUUCUUCGUGCCGCCCCAAGCCUUGGCUCGGCUCAAGCAUGGGCAGCGAAUGCCUUGUGGACGACCUUCCACGUUCCCAGCUCGAAGUGGAUGAGGAUCUCUUACGGCAGAGUCUAUUCUGCAGCCAAAAAGAUCUCCGGUGCUCUUCAAUCGAAGCUUGCACCGGGGUCUUUGGUGGGCAUCUGUGGUGUCAACAGCCUCAACUGGUUCCUGGCUGACCUGGCAGCGGUCUUCGCCGGCGUUGGCUCAGUUCCGCUGAGCGAGGAUUGGGAUUUGGCAAAACUUCGUCCAGUCGUGGAGAGGUGUGAGCUUUCUGCUGUGUUCUGUGACGGAUCGCAGCUUCCGAAGUGUCUGGCGCUGCCCUCACUCAGGUGGAUCAUCGUCCUGGAUGGUCACGAACAUGUAGGCGAGAGCGUGGAGGGCAUGUGCCACAUUGUUUCGAUGGACUCCUUGGCAGUCGCUCAGCCGGAGAUGCCCAUAAAGGUGCGAGGACCUUCAGACGUCCACACCAUCCUCCACACCUCGGGAACCACCGGCCUGCCCAAGGGUGUGGUCUACAGCGAUGACCUCUGGCACAAGAACAUGCUUAUGUAUCCUGGUUUCAAUGUGGGCUACUCGUACAUGCCGCUCGCCUACAUCACCGACCGUCAUACAGUGUACACAGCGCUCUGGAAUGGUGGACGUGUGGGAAUCCGAACACCGGGUUCUACCGAUGAAAUCUUUCGUGACCUCCAAGCUCUGCGCCCAACGGUUCUGAAGGGCGUGCCAGCCUUCUGGGAGAGAGUGCAAAGGGCGGCACGGCUGGUGCAGGAUCGGUCGCUUCGCUUGCUGGGUGGGCGCUGCCGAGUGUUGAUCUGUGGCGCGGGUGCGCUGGAUGCUUGUGUGGCAGACUGGUUUCGCAGCUGUGCGUUGGACACUGGCCCUGUGGAGUUUCUGGAGAUGUACGGAGGCACGGAGUGCGGUAACAUCGCGGUCAAUCGAAGGAUUAACAAGGACAUCGAGUACAAGGUGCUCCCGUACGAGGACAUGGAGCCCGGCAGUGGCGAGUUGGUCGUGAAGACAGGAAGCCACAUGUUCUCAUGCUACUACAAGGACCCGGAUCGAACUGCAGCUGCCUUCACAGAGGAUGGCUUCUACAAGAUCGGGGACCUCGUGCGUGUAGAGGGGGAUCAGAUCGAAGUGAUCGGCCGCGCAAAGAGCUCCAUCAAGCUGGCGACGGGCAAGUGGGUCUUCCCGGAGUCCUUGGAGAUCGUGUACAGGACAGAGCUAGAUGCCGAGAAUGUCCGACACGUCUUCGUUCACGGCGACCUUCACCACGACUCUUUGGUUGCCGUUGUCGAUGCGGAGUCGAAGAACUUGGACCCCCAGCAGCUGCUGCAAAAGCUGCGCAGCCGCAGCCCUGCACCACUGUGCGCAGUGCUUCUCGCCGAAGAGCCGUUCUCGCAAGAAGCCGGAAUGCUGAACGGAACAGGGAAGCUGGACAGAACGCGCCUUCUGUCCAUAUAUGGAGCUGCAAUCGAGGAAGAGCUGCAGAGGAGUGCCGCCACUGCCGCACGAGCCUCACUGGGCGAACUGGAUGCGGCCCAGAGCUUCAAGACGCAGGGCGGAACUUCCCUGCAAGCGGCACGAAUUGCACGCCUCUACCUGGAGUUGGGCGUCCCGAUGAGCCGGGCAGUGCAGCUGCUACUCUCGGACGAGCCGGUUGACCAUGUUCGGUCGCAGCUGGAGGAGGUGGAUGCCAUGGCAGAUUCAAAGCUCGGGCUGCCGAAACCGCAGGUGGGACAGCGGCGUGAAGACACGGAGUGCACCUUGCUCACAGGUGGCACCGGUAUGGUCGGGCGCUACAUCCUGGCAGAGCUCCUGGACAGGAGGAGACCGGUGCUUUGCCUCGUGCGCGCGGCUUCGGAGCACCAAGGGCGGCAGCGACUGGCCCAUGCGCUGACCCAAUGUGGUCGCUACCGGCCUGAAUGGUGGCAGCAGCUCGUGGUGUCGACGGCAUCUCUGGCCAAGCCCUUGGACCUGAACCGGUCGGUCAAAGAUGUCAUCCAUGCAGCUGCGAAGGUAGAUCUGAAGGCACCUUAUGCGGCCCACAGAACUGCAAAUGUGCUUGGUACCUUCAACGUGCUGAGCUAUGCGGCGACGGUUGGCGCGAGAGUCCUCUUCAUUUCCACAACGGAUGUUUACAAGGACAAGGCCCAGGCGGAUGCUUGCGCCGUAGAUCCGGUGGAGGAGGUCCUCAAAGACGCGAGGCAUGGCUAUGCAGCAUCCAAGGCGGUUGGGGAGGCCCUCGUCGCCCAAGCCCUGCGCCAAGGCCACACUGCAUCUGAGAUGUGGGGCUACCCAAGCGGGAAGAGGAAAGCCUCUCUGAGGGUGCAUCUGGACGGCGACUCGGCCAUGCUCGCCGCAGACGGCAAUGCUCGAGAGGUGCUGGUCGCACCGCCCCAGGACACAGGCGACCAGGAGCCCAGCCGUGAUAAGGCGCAGUGCCGGUUCUGCCUGGAGACGGGUGGCGAUGACUUGAUCGCGCCCUGCAUGUGCAAAGGCCACUCCAAAUGGGUACACCGCCGCUGUCUCGACAAGUGGCGGUCCGAAGGCCGCGGCGCCAGAAGCUUCACACACUGCCCUACCUGCCACUUCGCAUAUCUCAUGGAACUGAAGAGAGCGCCUACAGAGACAGAGCAGCACAUCCGCGAGCGGCGUCGUGCCAUCCUGCGAAGAGCGGUCGGCCAGUUCUUCCUCGGGGCAGUUCUGGUGCAGGUUCUGCUUUGCCUGGUCGCGUUUCUGAUCAGGCUUUGCGACCCGAGUUCGGAGCUUGUGCGCCUUAUGCCGUUCUUCACACCGCUGCUCCCGGACGAGGAUGCCCGCAGCUACCUGGACACCUUCCGUUUUCACAAAUCCACCUACUACUUUGCAUCGCUGGUCCUCUCGCUUGCCACAGUCGGUGUGGUGACUGUGCUGCCAUUCCACAUUCGGGGCUUGUGA
Symbiodinium necroappetens is the source of this 6372-nucleotide messenger RNA. Lineage: Eukaryota; Dinophyceae; Suessiales; Symbiodiniaceae. The record is from the annotation of a GenBank genome assembly.